GAUUUUAUUGCCCGUGGCGCCGCAUCGUAGGUACCAGAGGUAUUAUUCAAAAUGGCUGCGAGUUUUGUUUAGAGUGAGUUUUACGUGCUUGACGAAGACUUUUGCAGCUGUUGGUGUGUGCAGAAUUACGGAUAUAUAAUUGACAUGAAAGUUCGCCCACCACUGGCUUUUUCGAGGCCUGCACAGCUCUGGUUUUGCUAUGUCAGAGCAGUAUAGCAGCGACGAAGAUGCCUGCAUCUGCAAUGGAGAGGUGGGGUCCCGCAGCAGCCACAAGCGCAAGGAGGUCCACAAUGAGGUGGAAAGGAGGCGGAAGGACAAGAUCAAUAUUGGAAUCCUGCGCCUUGGGGAGUUGCUGCCCGAUAAGGAUCCCAGGAAGCAGAGCAAGAAUGGGAUCCUUGAACGGGCAUCGGAAUACAUCACAUACUUGAAAGAUUUGAAUGAGAAGCUGGUGACGGACAAGGUUACCAACUUGGAAGCCACUGUGUUUGCUGGUUUGCGUAAGCAGAUCAGGGACCUGGAGGAACUGAAUGCCAACUAUGCGAGGCUGCUGACCACAGCGGGCAUUCCCCUGACGAGUGGCCCCGAAGAGAUUUGGGACCACAAGCCAAAAAAGUAUUCGUUGAAACACCUUCCCGACAAGCAACGUGCCUUACUUGCCUGCACCGAGGUCAAGACAGUUCUUCAGCAGCAGCAACCUUGCCAGCAUCAUGGCACGACAGUCAUGUCAUCACGGCCUGCUGCAGAGCCUCUCGUUCCUAAAGCGCCGCAGGCUGCAGUGGCACCAGCUGUACCACCAGCACCUCCUCCAGCAAGCUGUGCACGAGAAGCAAUGCCUGGGUGCACGCUGGUGACUCAGGCACUUCCAUCAGCACCCGUCAUGUCCACAGCUCAACCAUCCGCUGUCACAGUGUUUCAGCAACAACACCCCCUGACGGCUGCAGCUACCGGGGUGGCCACAGGAACGGCAGGAGGGGUUGUCUCACAGCCUAUCCUAAUGAUCAACGACCAGGGCGUCCCUGUGCUACAGAAUGUGGUGACCUUCCAAAACACUUCCAUCAUCCUGAAUCCACAGGGGCAUGCCAUGGGAGCACGUACACCGGGAUCGGUGGUCUCCUUCACGGGGCCCGACAUGCUGCCCCAAGUGCACUUGGCAACAGGGCAGAGCACCGAUGACUUUGCUCACUCGGCGGCAGCCCUUGGUGGCCUGAUGCAGUGCGACCCCAAGCUGAAGGAGGCUGCCAAGCUCUGUGGCGUCCAGCAAAAUGCAGCAACUUUCCUCUCGGGUGCAGGAAUGAUGAUGAACCAGCCCCUCCUCUCCCUUGGAACUGGAACCACGAUGAUUGCUGGACAGACAGCACCGGCACCACAGGUCCCGUCAGCAUUCCUUCUUCCAUCCGGACAGAUCAUUCCUGUCGUGUCACAGCCACAAGUAGUCAGUGCACCUAUGCAGUCGGCGCACCCUCUCGGGAGUCAAGUGGCAGCUAAUGUAGCGGCAGCAGUGAGUAGUUGUAGUACUUCUCUCGGGAAGGUGGUGCAAUGUGACGGUGCACAGAGCUACAUGUGCAGGGAGCAUGCAUCUUCCGUUCAGCACAAAACACUGGCAUCUACACCUUCAUCUGGUGGAACUGCAGCGGGAAAUGCCACAGCCCAGCCAGGAGGAAACUGCAGAAAGCAGCACCACACCUGCCCUCAGCAUUCGUCACCAUCUUCAUCAAAGUGCAUUGCCGUGCCAGACAGUUCGAGGACAAAGCCAGUAUGUUCCCACGCAGCAUCCAAACAACCACUCUGCUCCAUCAGGCCCAAGCCGACUCCUCAGGCCCCAGAUUCUAGUCAGGCUAAGCCUUCGUGCACGCGUAAGAGUGGUGGGGGUAAGAAAGUGUCAGCAUCAAAGCCCUCCUCAGAGAUACCAGCUAAGAGGGCACGUGCAGAUGCACCGCGGUCAGAUGAGGAGACUGCCUCGCAUGCUUCCACCUGUUCGUCAACCACGGCCACCACCUCAGCCCAGAGCACGGAGGGAGUGAGCAGCACAAGCAACAAAGAGAUUUCACCCCUUGCUGCAGACAUUCUUGCCCAAGCAACAGAGUCUAUCUUUUCGUGUGGUGGCAAUGUGGAAACAGCAGUCAACCAGGCAGCACAGUCGAAAAACAAGAGUCCGGUGUCAGCAAGCUCAAGUGACCAGUCUACCGCUCCUCCUGCAGUUUCGAUUGCUGCCACUGUAGCGACUAACACAAGUGCACGAGCCUCAACCACAAUUACAGCAUCUUCUCCUCCCAGUACCUCUGUCACCCUCACCCAAAGUCACUGUUCGAGGGAUUCUGUGCUUGCAGAAGCAGUCUGUAGCAGUGAUGCCGUUCCAGCCAACAGCACUGUUGAAGAAGCGUCCAAGAUUAAAGACAUUUUUGAGAAUGGAAGGCCAACUGAAAUCGAUGCGGAGACAACGUCUACUACUAGCCAAGUGUCAGCUGAAAAUGGUGCACAGUCAGCAUCGGCAAAGGAUGGGCAAGAUGACAUACAGGCAUCUGAUAAUGACCGAAACGAACUUCCUAGUCUCAGUUUACACUCUAUAGUGAUGGAGGAAAACAUCGAUAUAUCUCCGAGUGUCAGUUCGACAACCUUCACCGAAAGUUAUGUGUCGGUCAGCGCCAGUAGUAAUGGCCACAGCACACCUCAGGGCUCCUCUAAGAUCCCCGACUGUGCUGCUUCCAUACUUUGCCAGCUCACUCCACCCAGCAGCAAAGGCAGUGAAGAUAAUAGCAAAGCCUUUGUCUCCAGCACUGACAGUCUAGCUUCAGACCAGGAGUUGCCCCUAAUACUGAGUAUUCCUGAAGACGAUGGGCAUGGUUCUCUAAACAGCAACUCGAAUCCAGGUCUUUCUUUCCCGUCGCUGUCACCAGGGGAUCAAUUAGAACAUGAAUUGGGAAACGGCAAUGCUAAGACAGCAGAAAGCACAAGCAGCCUAUCACAGUUUGUCCUCACUCCGCCAACACCACACCUUCCAGCCAGCACAGCACAGGUAUCAGUCACCUCGAGCACAAACAAAAAGAAGGAGUCAUCAGAGAGCAGCACGUACACCUAUGUUGCUUCUGAGAGCUUCCCGACACCACCAAGUCAUUCAGAGGAGUUGCACACCAUUGGGAACACCAGCAGCAGUAGCAGCAAGCAAGACUGCCACCAUGCCUCUCGAUCUCCACAACUUCAUAGCGCACCUCCUGCGAAGUUGCACAUGGAGGCAUCGUGCCACAGUUUUGUUUCAAACGCACCGCGUACACUCCCAAUGCACAGCAGAGGAUUGCAGUUUUCAACAGCAUCUGCAGCGAGCACACCUGCUCAAGUGCACCACAUUUCAUUGCCUGGCUUUAGCACAGCUCAAGGCUUUGCUGCACCCAAGGAGCCCGAAUCUUUGCCCCUGCUGGACAACAGCAGCAAGCCGCCCCCUUCACCAUGUCGUAUGAUCCGUGACUCUGGACGUUGCUCGACACCAAGUAAGAGUCCAUCAGCACAGUUUCCAAUGUCCAUAAACCCGUACAUGACAACCCCUUCCUUUCCGUUUCCGCGACCUGAUCAGUACACACCGUGUACCAGGACACUAACUCCCCAAAGCAACACACCGAAUAGCAGUAACACUGCAUUGUCAUGUUAUUCUGCCGAGGCGUUGAUUGGGACUCAGAACUUCUUACCAUCUUCUUACCGACUCACGCCUCCCUCGUGUGCCCAGGUGCCUACAACUCAGAGGUCAUCCUGUCAGCAGUCGUCACGCCCUCAAAUCUCCUACUCUGCAGAAAGCCUUAUUCAGUCACAGGCUAGCAAUCCAAAGAAAGAUCUGCAAGCAAAUGCCAAGGAACCUAGCUUUUCAAACCAUCCUGGAUUUGUGAACAGGCUUCCUUCUUACCAACCCCAGACCAGCACACAUACUACAGCGCACUCACAUCAGAGGCAGCUUCCAGCCAACACAUCUCAACAGAUGCACUUGCCCAGCACAACUAUGUCGGGGGCACCAGACAACCGGUCGCAGGCAUUGCCUGUUUCAACGACCGUGCCUCCUCAGCCCACCACAGUGCACAGCAGCUACACAGUACAGCUUAGCACCAACACACAGCGUAGCUUGGCAACAACUCCGAGUAGGUACCCCAUCCACACAUACCACACAGCCAAGGAUGACUUCCCCAUGCUGCCCUCGGCGCCAUUACACACUCCGCCUCUGCACACCAUGACACCACACAUGUCACAGUCUCCCUCGUCCCGCAGCCACCACGUGCAGCCCGAGACAAGCUCGAACCAGAACAUGUUUCAACAUCAGAAUUACCCUUACCCAAAUUUUUCCCUCGGUCACCGGAGCCCCAGUUUCGGUACCUGCGCUGCCUCGCGGCCUGAAGUUCCAGCAACAAGUCGACCACCAGCUAGCUGCCUUCAGGCAACUUCCCCUCGACAGUCUCACUUUGGAAUGCAGGUGCCUACAUCCCAGCAACAGGGCUGCCUGUUUCCAAGUGCCUCCUCGGCUUCCCUCCUGCCCUUGACGUCAGAGUUCGGCCCUCAGUGCUCUGGUCCGUUGGCUCCACCUCCACCACCAGUCUUUGGAAAUCUGUCCCAACAUUGCGCGCAAGCGCCACAUCUGGUUAACAAUCUGAUCCCCGGCCCAUUUGCCACAAGUGGCAACACCAUAUGUGGUACCUCACUUCCUCAGCCAGGCGCGGAGAGUGAAAAGCAAGGCGGUCGCAGGGACAAACAAGGCAUGCACCUAAUGUCAGAGACUGGCUGCCCCGACCCUGAAAAGCAGCAGUCCAAAUCAAAAUCCAAAAAGAACAAGCCCUCAAACACCUCAUCGCACACUGCUGUGAACAGCAUACCAUACUUUCCAGAUUUCAGAAAUGAAUCUCAUAACCACGCAUUGAUAACCUUGCCCCCCCCUCCAGCACCUUCACAAAAGCUACCUCACACUCCUUCCCUUCCAUCGAUGUCCACGUCGACAUCAUCGGCUUUGCCUUGGCCACAUCAGCAGCAGCACCACCACCAGCUGCAGCAGACCCUGCAACCACCACACACAAAGCCCAGCCACACCAGCACUGAUGUUGAGCGAAGUGCAAACAUCAGCAGCGCCACUUACAAUCCGCUUUUCAGGCCUCAGUCCCAGCAGAACAGCAUCAACCUGAACCUCAACGGAUCUUGUGUACCAACACCUCACUCCUCCUCUGCAGCUUCUUUUUCACACCACCACAGCCCCCUACAAAGAAAUGCGCAACACAGUAGUGCAUCAACAUCAUCAGUCGCAUCUGUAGUAUCCAUGACCAGCAGCAGCAUUUCAACAGCAGCACAAGUGGCACCCUACUCAAACUGUGCGGUUGCACCAUCGCAGCAUGUCCCGAACUUUAACCUGAGCAACAUCUUUCCUGACAUUGGCUCGGGAGAACAGGGAAGGGCUAGUGCAGCACCCCCCCCACCGCCUCCAUCCACGCACUUUUAUCCCUCAAGCCGCGUGCUACACAACUCAUUCAACCACAUUUUGCCACCUCCACCACCGCCAGCGCCACCUCACAACAACUUUGUGCACUCUGGCCACCAUGCGCCUUCCUUCUCUAAUGUUAUCCCUCCACUCACCUUUCCUAUGCACGAACAUUAGACCUUCUCUGACACCCUACAAACAGGCAAGUUUGGGAAGGUGGUCUCUCAAAAAAUGCACCACUUCCCAGGUGGCUUUUCUGCAGCCUACUGCUCAUGGGCAACUGCAUUGAAAUGCGCAUAUGUUGGUGCUCCUGUACUUACACUUCAUAGUUCUCAUCUUUCUGGUGAAGUUUUUGUUGUUAUGCAUUUUCCGUAAUAUUUAUUCCUUGUGCUUGUCUGUGUUGUAGUGUGCUACCGCUCACCUGGGCUUUUUAGCCACUUGUUAAAAAAAAAAAACAGCACCUGAUUUUGACUUACUUGGUGUUCUGAUUCUAAAGCACAGCUCCUAACCUCUAAGGUACAAAUGGCAAAGUGAGGGUGUGUGUGUGUGUGAUGCUGAUUGGCAACUUGUGUCCCUGAUGUCACAUUCUUGAUCACAGAACGCUGUUUGCCUAUUGCUCAAACGACCGCAACAUGAACCUGAGUUGGCUCUGCUCACUGUGUUUUUGCAAAAAUAUGAGGCAGUUAUGUUGAAGCAAUUCAUGCCCAUUGUGCAGUUUUCAUUGUGUUUUUAAUCAUUGUAGAUUUGACUGUGGGUCUGCUGUACCAGUGUGUUUAUACCCGGUGUGUUUUGGUUUAUGUAAUGGUGUUCUUAAAGUUACACUAAGGUAUACUCAAUUUUUUUCUGGCUAUGAAAGUCAAGGCAUGAGGGUGAAUCUUGUGAACCUGUAUUACUGAAACAAAUAGUUUGGCUGGGUAUGGCGCCACUUUCAGCUUAACUGAUUUCAUGUAGCUUGGUGACCUUCAAAAAAGGAGUUGUAGUGAAGUCAGCAUAAACAUUGCAAGAAAUUAGCUUUAUCUGUUCCAACACUUGCUCUUCGCUGAAGUUUGUCAUAAGUAAAUUCAGCAAGCUGAACGGCAGGCCAGCACACAACAAGCAGUUGCCACAUGAUGCAGUUGUAGAUUUUCUUUUUGAGAGAUGUGCAGAACCUUUCUGACGAUCACAUGGCAUGACUCAAAAGAGCAAACUAAAAUGUUAUGUCGGCAGAUGUUACACUUCUCUUUAGAUAGCUUAUCAUAUAUAAAAGAGUAACUAUUCUUGUUUUUCACAUUGGAAAACACCGCUCACAUUGCUGGACUAUUCUCCGCAGUGAUGCAGACGUUCACUUUGGUUCUGUUACUUUCCCUUCAUAGUCAGAAAGAGUUGUCCACAAAUAUGCCGGUGAAGUUUCUUUUCCCUAUGAUUGCUUGUACAGUAAAACAGAAAAAAAUGUCAGCUGAAACCUAGAUUUGAUGCCCUAAUUGUUACUUUUCUGUCAUCUUGAUUUGUGAUGAUGAGUAUUACAGAUGCUAAACUGGCAAGCAAAUUAUGGCCGUGUGCCUGCUAUGUACAUAUGUAACCUUUCUUGCAUGCUCUACCCAUCAAUCAGCUUCUGUUUUCUUUUACAUUAUUUAAUUGUUUCUCACCAUAUGUGUCUUCUCUCUCAAUCAAUCACAUUGAAGGAGAUUUCCACCUUUCCCACGGUGUAACAUCUGUCACAGCGUGUCACAGUAGCUGGCUGAGCUGGCAUUAUUUCUUUUGUUGUGAAAAUUCUGCUUAGAAGAGCAUUCAAAGUUUGCUUGUGCCUGGUGAAAAUUUUUGCAAAACCACUUGGAAAAAUUUCUACAAGAAGUUAAAUUUAUUUAAUUGAAUCUCAGUAUAACAGACUUCUUUUCAUUUCAUAUCUUAAUUCCAUAGAACAUAAUGUAUUGUUUCCUACAAUUUAACAAUGCAACAUGGUUCGGCAGCUUCGUUCAUGCACAUUAUGUGCACUUAACUGGAGCCUUCGUGACAAGCAAAGGAAAAGAAAGGCAUCGCACAAUGGUGAAUUCAUCAUUUACACACGUCCUUUCAUACUUAGAAAUGUUGCUGGCAAGCACCAAGAAAGAGUGUUUAGUGGAGAGCGGAAUCAUUUAUCAGAGAAUGAAAAGAAUGAAAUCUGCCACUUUGCCAUCUAUUAUGCUGUAAUAUAAACAGAGCUGGGCUAGUCCCAUUCAUGCUCACAGUCUUGUUGAAACGCUGUGAAAACUCUGCAGCUGCCAGUCAGAACAGGUAAACUCCAACCAGAAGUGUGUUGUGGCAGUCAUGAGAGGAAUGUACAUUGUUUCGAUGCAAUUGCACCUUGUUUUUGUUAUUGCAAACGGCGUCCCGGUGAUCUUGGAUUUGUCACUCACUACACCAUUAUAAAAAACAAAAUGGUAUCUGCAGCAUUAGCAGGUCAUGUUGACAAUAAUGAUAUACCUAAAGCCAUGGCUCCAUAGGUUAGGUUAGGCCUAGCAGAUAUUAACUUCAUAUUCAGAUAUUAACCUAACCUAACCUCGCAUGCCGGUGCUUUUCACCCAUAACGGUUGUUUCUUGCACAAUUUUGUUCAUAAAUGCUUACUGAUCACAUGCUAUCUACCAGGACCAUUCAGGAACUUGUGGAAUUCAACAAAAUUUCCCACUACAACUAUGGCUGUGUUCCAUAGAGGUUGACUGAAUAGCACUGAUCCAGUCUUGCGUAGCACAAGUACGAAUUGUAUAGUACCAUCAUUGCGGAAUCGCAAGUGCUAGAAAUAAAUGCACAUCUAAGGCACAUAAAUAUCCUAUGCUAUGGGACCUGCAUGCACAGAUAGUAAAAUGCUUAUUGAGAACAUUUAAAAAACAAGUGCUCCAUGUUUCACGAAAUUAAAUUUGGCUAAAAAGUUCUAGGAACUGGUAUUUUGUUGCAAUAUUUGCAUUAUCAAAAAUAAGAACUGCAGAUUAGUGGCGACACUUUUUUUUUAGAGAAGGGUUAAGCUAAGCAAUGUCCAAGAUCUGAUCAAAUAUCUCAAGUGUUUUUGCAAUUCCAUUAAAUAUGUAGCAUCACUGAAGGCAGGUUUGCAUCUCUAAUUGAAGUUAAUAUCUGCUAGACCUAGUUGAAAAUCCACUGAAACGGCAAAAGUGGAUUAGUGAAAGGCAUUUAUUCAUACCAUAAUGCUUGUGUUGUCAAGCUUGUCAGAGCACGUGGAAAUGCUGAGAAGGAGCAAGUUCUCCGGAAGUUUUUCUCCUCCUUAUUUUUUUUUUAAUUUUUCUCGGGUGCUUUCUAGUAGUUUAUAUGCAAACUGUACCUCUGCAAGUUUGUGACUUGACUUUCCAGCAUUCUGAAAUGCCAAUAUUUCUGCAUCAGUCACAGUAAUUAUGCUAUUCUUCUCUGCAAUCCGACUGUCACGAUAACAUGUCAUGCAUUAUAUUGCAUAAAAGCCUUCUAUUGUUAGUAGCAUGAGCAGAAGAUAUUAUUAUAAUCUUCAAGUGUCCACCAGAGCUGCUUAAACUGUGCCAUUUACAGAUCUAUGCUAAAAAAGUCUGGCCACCUGCAGUGGCUAAUCUGGAAGUUGACAAACGGGUGCAUCUCAAGUACAGAAAAUUAAGCCAUAUGAAUUGUAAACCAUAGGAAGAAAUAUAUGCUUUGGGCAGUGCAAAAAGCUUGAAGUAGAAUGCAUAAUUUUCGCCUCAUAUUAUCCUCGGAUUGAAAGUAUUUCACCUCACCAUCACAAACUGCAGAGUGCACUCAAGGCCGCACAAAAACAUUAUUGCAUAUUAUUUGUUUCCGAUUCUACUAUAGGCAUAAAUUGAAACUUAGACAAGUCAAAGGCAACUAGGUUGUUGUUGUCGAGUUCCAACCUCGCCUGCAUUUGUAACAGUAGCUUCAUUCGGGCUCCAAAAUGUACAUUUGUGCCCGCACCGUCCUUAAAGGCCAACUGCAAUGAAACACCACCAUUACCGUUUGCCAGAAGUGGUGCAUGACCCAUGACAUUGAGAACCACUGCGCCUCUUCUGUGUGACCUCCGAGACCAGCAGUACAAUAAGAAAUGUCGUAGGCUAUGUGCUAGGAUUUGCGUCAUAUCCACUAACCACCAGGUACAUACAUCAUAUGAAUAGGUGCUACUUAAAGGCUAUCGGUAUGAAAGCUGGACAGUUACGAGAGGUGCAGCUUUGCCAGGGUUGCUUCAAUGGUAUAUACUGCUAAUUUGUAACCAAUUCAGCCAAAGCAAAAUUUUGUUGUAGAUGGCCUUUAAUGACCAGCUACGAAUUCGGUACAGUCAAACCUUGAUAUAACGAACACUGAUAUGAUAGCUAAUCAAAUGUUUAUUGCCAUUGUCGGCCUGUAGUGAAUUUACGCUUGCAACAAAAAUCGGAUAUAACAGAUUUAUUUAUACUCCAUUAUAAGAUUUUAAACUAUAGUGAAAGUUGCACUUUUAAAUGCACUCUGUAAGGCCUUUCACAACUGGUACAAAGAAUAAAGUUGGGUAGUUCCUAUAAUGGUUUGAUAACCAGUGGUCUACUAGGCCAACAGAAUUAGUCCCAAUAAAAGAAAAACGAAGCUGGUAUAAUAGCAGACGAUUAGGAUGUGAUUAGCUCAGGAAAUUCAGACUUUGGGUGCACUGGCCUCUCGAAGAGCAGAGACCAUUAAAGGUGUGUGGAAGACGCCUUUACCCUCCAGUGGGCUUUCAGUAUGCCGGUGAUUCUGAAACACGCUUUGUUCAUAUCGUAAGGCUUGAAAAAACAAGCUCUAGCUGACAGUGCCGCUGCAAGCUGUGCUGCAUUGCACUACAAUUUGUUCCGAUGGCAUUUGCAGCAAUGGCAUUCUUUCUGGUCCACAUAUCCCGAACAUUGUCAACUUCUAUAAUGCAUUCAAUUAGCCCAGUACAAUUCACUUGUGGAAUCUGGUGAAGUUUUGUUUCCCCUUAUGUUGUUUAUUCAUCUGAUUCACUAAAAGCACCUGAAACGAACGUCAUGUGUCAACUCGGAACAAGUACUAUCCCUCUGGAAGCAUUGUUGUAGUCCUAGCAGCCAUAAUGCUGGGGUGAAAUGUAUCGCAUACACAUCUGUUGUCUGAAGUUAUUGUAGUGCCUCCGGCAUGGACACGAACAGCUGUUUGUCUGUGAUGUGAAAGUUGUUGGUGAAAGAAGGUGCUUGUCUUUGUGAUGACUGCAAAUGGUCCUCCCUCCAACUUUUUACUGGUUAUCAAAAACCCACAUGGUUCUUUUACUAUAGAGCCUCAGGUUGAGGUUCAAGACGCUGCAAAAGCAAACACAUGUCAACUUCUAUUGUUGCAUGUAAAGGCCUGUACGUCUAGUCAGCACACCUCUGCCGCCAAUCGCACUUCACAUGUCAUUUGCAUUCGCAUUGUAGAUAUUUGUCGGUCCUCUCAUUUGCGGCAUUGUCAGGCAGUUAAAUCAGCCGUGUUUUUAUGUAUAAAGGCCCAUCCAACGUCACCCUCUUGCCAUUGCACUUGACUGUAAUACCCCUUCCAUGCAAGUUUUCUAAUGUAAGCUUGUUAUGCAGGAUGGAUGUACGUAGUUGUACACGGAAUAAUGUUUUGCACUAUUAGUGUAGGUUAUUGCAGUUGAUAUUUCAUGAUGUGCACAACAGUCAGUGUACAGACCGGUCACUGUAUUUUAGAAGUUCAACUCACUUGGUGUACUGUGUUGUUUUUUCAUCGAUUGCAGUCGCUUUGCUCGACUUUGCAUGUAAAUAAGCUUGGUGUAAAAGUGUUUAUAUAAGGUGGUGGUGCUGUACAUAUGUUGAGCAACAUGCUUCAUGUGAACUGUUUGUUGUCAAGAAGCUGUUAGUGUAUCAUAUGCUCAAGCUCUUGUGCGUGGUGAAGAAAGAGGCCUAGGCACUUUUGUAGAUUACGUUAUGGCCCCAUGUGAUUCUUUUGGUGUAUUUUUGCAUGGGACACUAUGUUUGGGAAGUGAUAAUUUGACAAAAACGAGUGCUUCGCAAUAAACUUUGUGUUUUAUUCUGCUAUUGUGUAUGAUAACGUCUGAAUAGGACCUCUUUCUACCCAUGUACUUACUUCAUUAAAAUGUACAGACAUUCUAGCCAUCAUAAAAUGAAUGAAUGUAUGUGCAGUGAGGGCCUAUAUAUUUUACAAGCACAACAAAAUCCAUUUGUAAUCUGGCCAAAAGAUACUCAAAAUAAAAAGCUCAUGCAGU
This is a messenger RNA of Dermacentor albipictus, 11595 nucleotides long. RefSeq names its product streptococcal hemagglutinin-like. NCBI's taxonomy places the organism in Eukaryota, Metazoa, Arthropoda, Arachnida, Ixodida, Ixodidae. Gene Ontology annotation, biological process: regulation of transcription by RNA polymerase II. Gene Ontology annotation, molecular function: RNA polymerase II cis-regulatory region sequence-specific DNA binding; protein dimerization activity; DNA-binding transcription factor activity, RNA polymerase II-specific. The record is from RefSeq and is a predicted model, not a curated record.